UGUUAUAAUCCAUUCUCUUUAAGUUUAAUAUAUUUUUCUCUUAACUCUUUACACAUUCUCACAAAUGGCGUCUGUUCAAUAUGGUAUGGAUCAAGGAAUGGAGAUUUUCAACAACGAGCUUAUGAUCAUGUCGUUUCUAGAUGAAGAAUCGCCUGUCGAUAAUCAUGGUAGCAUCAACAAAGAGGAGGAUGAGGCUCUAAACCGCGUGAUUAAAUCGUUAGAAGUGGAGAUCAACUCGAGUUCAUCUUCGCCCAUAGAAUCUCGGGAGAAUGAUCUUCUACAGACAAAACCCGGUCUGGAAGAUGAUUUCGAGUGGCUUAACGACUUCGACAUGGGUGUCGUUUCGUGGCAAAAUGAUGACGAGAUGAUGAAUUGGUGUACGGAGCUUUCUUACAUGGAUGGUGUAGAUAGUAGCGUUCUUGAGAUUGAAGGUGGCGACUAUUAUUCUCAUAUUAACUAUGGACUUACAUUUGAGGACGAACCAACUCUUUCUCUGUGGCAAGAGAGUAAUGAUGUAGUUAUGUAUUGAUUGAUUGGUUUCGUGAAGUCAUCAUAAUAAUAUAACAAAAGGCUGUUUCAUAUAUGUUAAUUAUAUAUUCUUUAGAUAAUGCAAUGAUCAUCUGUGAGAAGACUAGUUACUAAAACUAGCAUCUAUCAACACGAGUUGGAUAC
This is a messenger RNA of Raphanus sativus (radish), 672 nucleotides long. RefSeq lists its product as uncharacterized. Bases 65 to 529 code for a protein of 154 amino acids. NCBI's taxonomy places the organism in Eukaryota, Viridiplantae, Streptophyta, Magnoliopsida, Brassicales, Brassicaceae. The record is from RefSeq and is a predicted model, not a curated record. The transcript has a single exon.